AUGCUUCCAAGGACAAUAAUUCCGGGAAUAAUACACCGACAAUGUCUGGUGGCCGGGUCGGANUCAUUCGAUUCCAACAUUUCAUCUCUUUCAUCCAUAUCUCAGCAUCAUCAACAACAACAGCAGCAGCAGUUACAAUCGACUCGCACACACGCCGAUGACUCAUGUUCACUGUCGACGUUGUCCGAUGUGAGUGUGAUUCCACAUGAUGAAAUGAACAUUUCAAACUUCGAUGUGACUGGUUGGCAUUCGUUACCGGAAUUACUGGAGUGUUGUCAUUUUUGA
Messenger RNA from Adineta ricciae, 285 nucleotides. The record is from the annotation of a GenBank genome assembly. Lineage: Eukaryota; Metazoa; Rotifera; Eurotatoria; Adinetida; Adinetidae.